This is a messenger RNA of Paralichthys olivaceus (Japanese flounder), 3471 nucleotides long. The record is from RefSeq and is a predicted model, not a curated record. NCBI's taxonomy places the organism in Eukaryota, Metazoa, Chordata, Actinopteri, Pleuronectiformes, Paralichthyidae.
UGGCGACCAGAGGAGAAAUUCAUUGAAGCAGACGCAGUGGAGGCUGGUGUUGUCCCGAAAAGAGAAAUUGUGACCGUCGCCGUGAACUCAGCGGCUCGUUUUAUUCUCCUCUGCCUGUGGACGCGGAACAAUUCAAUCCAUCUGAUAGAAGGUGUGAUCAGUGGAUUAGAGCAGGGGCAGAAUUACGCACAGCGCACGGGCCUGCGCUGAAUGUCAUAACACUGGGAUAUUCUGCAAAGCACCGACACGGUCCUUGCCACAACCAUGGAGAUUGUGACCCAUUUUAUCAAUGACACCAUAGAAUUCUACAAAUGGACCCUAACCAUUGCAGCUUCCACUAACUUGGACCCUGAUCCCAUCAUCAGAAAAAGUGCAGCUGAAGGAGGGAUCGUUCGAGGUGUGGCAGAAUAUAUUAGAUUCUUCUGCUCUAGUUGUCUAUAUCCUCCUUUUUCUUUCUUUUUCCUUCCCCCUGCUGUACCUGCCUUCAACACAUUUCUGCCUUUGUGUCUGAGACAGGUCGCAGGAGCUCUGUGGUGGUAUUUCAUCUCCAAAGGCAUUGAGUACCUGGACACAGUGUUUUUCAUUCUGAGAAAAAAAUUCAACCAGGUUACCUUCCUGCACGUCUACCACCACUGCACCAUGUUCACGCUCUGGUGGAUCGGCAUCAAAUGGGUGGCAGGAGGACAGUCAUUCUUUGGUGCACACAUGAACGCGGUGAUCCAUGUCUUGAUGUAUCUGUAUUAUGGCCUGGCCUCCUGCGGACCGAAGAUCCAAAAGUACCUGUGGUGGAAGAAGUAUUUGACCAUCGUCCAGAUGAUUCAGUUCCACGUCACCAUCGGCCACACGGCCUUGUCCCUCUAUGUCAACUGCGAUUUCCCCCACUGGAUGCACUACUCCCUCAUCUGCUAUGCCAUCACCUUCAUCAUCCUCUUCGGCAACUUCUACUACCAGACCUAUCGCCGCCAGCUGCCCAGGCGCGACGCUUCAUCCUCCUCCUCCAAGGCAGGCAAGGCCCUCUCUAACGGGGCCCUCAACGGCCUCAGCAAGGCCGCCAACGGAGCGGUGGUGAUGGGAAGCAAAGAGGAAAAGCCCCAGGAGAACUCUGGGAGGAGGAAGAGGAAAGGAAGAGCUAAAAGGGAUUAGAGGAAGAGGCGCAAGAGUGGGUGAGGUGAGGUAGGGCCUUGCUUUGGGUUCUCGGUUGCUAGUGCUAAAACCAUGAAAGACUUCAUGUGAGGAAAAAAGUAGAUGAAUGGAUGUGUUAAAGUGUGACGUGUUUAUUUUAAGCUAUGAUGCGAGUGUUGUAGAUACAAUCUGGAGACAGGCCUGUGUUGAGAGAGGAUCAUUGUGUUAGUGAGAGGUGUCAAAGGUUGUGCCUAUAGCUGACCGUUAUCACAAAUAACCCAAAAUACAGUAGAGUUCCUGUGGUGCGGGACAGAAGUUAGUAUUCCUUCUCUUUACUGCGGUGGCAGCUUCUGGAGAUCAGGCUCGAAAAACGACAUUCAGCUGUAACCUGAUAAGGCAAACGCCAAACGCCACAUUAAAAUAUGUACCAUCGUUACGAGUGAUCACUGCUGUACUGAGACAGGAAUACACAUCAUAACAUGUACAACCAUGUCAUCCUUAUAUUUGAGCUUAUUAUUUUCUUUGUUCUUCCCCUUUGCUGAUAUAAAACUGAUGAUGAUGUACAGUAUCAUGUCAUGUCCUCAUCUUAUCCAAGAUAUCAUUGGUGUUACAUGAGAGAGACCUGUGUUUACAGAACAUGACACCUCCGCUGUUAUCCACGUAUUUGUGAAGACAGGAGACGUCAUUUUUGUUAUUUAUUUCAUAUCAUGGACUUUCACUUCAGCUACAUUUUAAAGAAGGAAAUAAAUAAAUAUCCAGAGGUAAGAUGUACAUGGAAAAAGAAAAAACACGGAUUUCUAACCCUCCCUUUGAGACCGGGCUGAGAUUCUUUCAUCACCGUUCAAAGAUGAAAUAAUCAUCAACUGCAGCUCACUGAAGGUUAAAAUUUCUAUUUUCUAUUUCUGUAUACAACCAUAACAUGUUUUUAUAUAUCCCUACUUGUAUGUAAUGUAAUGAAAUAUAAUGAAUAUUAUCCAGAGAAAUAAUGAAUCUUGAUGAUUAUCUCAGUGUUUUCAAAGAGAAGCCGGUGGAAUUUUUGUCUUUGCAGAUAUUUACCUGUCUUUUUAUAUCCUCUCUGACGUCGUUGUUUGUCCUACAUGCUGGUGAAAAUGAGAGAAGCUGGGGCGCUCUGGGGAACAAGCUCACAGCCAUGUUCGAUCCUGAGUUGACUUUAGGCUGAUUUUCCUCCAAUAUUCAAUCAAAUAUCAACAUCUGUCUACGUUUUCAGGCUCAAUCUGUAUCCUGAGCUGGCUUGAAUGUAAAUUAAUCAGGGGAAAACAAAUUUGGAUUUAAAAAGAUGAAAGUUAUGGUUUCUUUACAAGAAGACUGUGUAUGAAUAACUUUGCUCUGUCUGUAGUAUUUAGAGAUAAAUCAGUGGUCGGCUCUUUAUCUGCAAAUCCAGCUUUAUGUCAUCAUCCAUCAACCAAUGCAUUUUGAUGUUAUUUAUUGGUUUGUUCUAUUUACUUUCAUGUAAAUACCAAACUCCAUCUCGCUGAGAGUGCUCGUCUGUGUAUUUGUGUUCUUUUUGUGUUGUACAUAUGACAUUGUGAUAUUUUGUAUUCUGUGCAUUUGGGAAUCUUCCCAGCUUGUUAGCUCGGACAUUUCUAUGCCCACAUUGCUUCUGUGUGUGUGUUUUUUUUUAAGUAUCAUAACUUUGAACUCUCUUCAAAUUAAAUUAAACUGAAUGCCUGUACAAAUGUUGGCUUCCCCUUCAAUUCAUUUAAAUAACUACUUCAUUAUGUAGUAAAUGUCAAAGGUCCUUAAUAAGGAUAUCAAUUUAUGUUCUCCAUGGAUUAAGACUUUGCUUUUACAUUUAUUGAUUACAUUAUUGGUAACAGAAUCCACAGCAAAAAGUUUCCUGGUUUGAAUCCCAGGUCAGCCAGGGUUUCAUGGGUACAGUUGGAAUGUUCUUUCCAUGUUUGCGUGAGUUUUUCUGAUUAUUAUGAUUAACUUGUACACACCAAAAACUUGCAAAUUGAUCUUCGGUUAAUUGGAAACUAAGUUGUGUGAAUGUGAGAGUGAAUGGUGGUUUGUCUCUGUAUGUUACAUUAUCAGGGUGAACCCUUCCUCUCGCUCAUUGUCAUCUGAGAUUGGCUCCAGCUCCCUGUGACCCUCAAAGGAUUAGUAGCAUAGAGGAUGGACGGUAACAGAAUUGCAGAGUAUGUUUCUGACACUAGAGGGCAACAAGGUCUCAUUUUGGUAAAUUAGCAUUACUGUUAUACAAUUAUAUGCACUAUGUGCCAAAUCUUUGGAAACAUCCAGGUUUUAUUGCAUGAAAUGAUCAUUAUUUUAAUCAAUUUUCCUCUUGUGUAUAUCUGUGAAUUAUAAAAGUUAAUUCCUGGUAUAAAG